Messenger RNA from Condylura cristata (star-nosed mole), 482 nucleotides. It is a transcript of the gene RPS26, whose product is annotated as ribosomal protein S26. Gene Ontology annotation, biological process: translation. Gene Ontology annotation, cellular component: cytosolic small ribosomal subunit; ribosome. Gene Ontology annotation, molecular function: structural constituent of ribosome; mRNA binding. Lineage: Eukaryota; Metazoa; Chordata; Mammalia; Eulipotyphla; Talpidae. Bases 1 to 414 code for a protein of 137 amino acids. The transcript is spliced from 4 exons. The record is from RefSeq and is a predicted model, not a curated record.
AUGCCAAAGAGAGGGCGCCGAGGCCGGGUGCAUGGCGCUCCCUGCCUAACGGGCUUUAAUCUCGCGCAGACCAAGAAAAGAAGGAAUAACGGUCGUGCCAAGAAGGGCCGCGGCCACGUGCAGCCUAUUCGCUGCACCAACUGCGCCCGCUGCGUGCCCAAGGACAAGGCCAUUAAGAAGUUCGUCAUUCGCAACAUCGUGGAGGCCGCAGCCGUCAGGGACAUAUCGGAAGCGAGCGUGUUCGAUGCCUAUGUGCUUCCCAAGCUGUACGUGAAACUGCAUUACUGCGUGAGCUGUGCCAUUCACAGCAAGGUGGUCAGGAAUCGUUCUCGUGAGGCUCGGAAGGAUAGAACACCCCCACCCCGAUUUAGACCUGCGGGUGCUGCCCCACGACCACCUCCAAAGCCCAUGUAAAGAAGCAACAGAAAAGCCCAUGUAAAGACUGAAGAACAAGUCGGGGAAUAAAUGCAAUUUAUACAUGA